AUGGAUUUUUUAAGUGGCAUCCCAAAAAUUUGCAAAAAAUUGACUCAAUUUAACGAAUAUAGCUUAAAUUAUUAAAAAUCCAGAAAAAUAACAUAUUAUAUGUUCCUAUUAAUACCCUAACUUCUUCUUGCGAGUAAUCGACUUGAUUAGAAAUUUCUUUAUUAAGAUUUCCUUCUCCAACAGCUUUUAUGUUAUUUUAUAUUUUUUAGAAAACUAUUUCAUUAAUUAAUAAUUUUUUCUCAGAUAAAGUUAUGUACUCUACUAUCCAUUUAAAAUCUAAUAAUUAAGUGUUAACUUAACUUUCUUUGCUUUUUAUAUCUAAGUGUUCGCAUAAUGAAAACAUGCAAUUAACCAUUUCUGGAAUAAAUGUUUUAGUAAAUUUAUUCUAAAUAACCUCAUUUGCAAAUAUCAGAAACAAAUUAAUAGAGUUAUUUAUAUUAGAUUAAUAUAAUUAAAAUUCCUAUUUUUUCUCUUCAGAACUAUUUCCUUAGAUUUCAAUGUCUUCUCUUGUUAUAUUAAAUUAUUCUAUUUCAAACAUUUUUAAUAAUUUAUUUAACUUUUAGAAUACAAAUUUCUCUCUUUUCUAAAUAAAAUUUUUGUCACAGCUCUUUAGGAAAUACAGAUAAUGAUAUAAUAAGUAUUUAUCUUCUUCGAGGUAUUUAUCUGCGUUAAUCUAUGUUAUUACUAGGGGAUAUACCAUCUUUUUUUAUUUAUUAUUCAUAGCUUUCUGUGAUUAAAUCAAGCAGCAAGUUAGUAACAAAUUUAUAUCAAAAUCAUCUUUUUAUUUUUAUUUAACAGAUUUAAUCUUAUCAUUCUAUUUACUUUUCUCCCAUUUAUUUAUUAAGGCAUCUAUUAACUCUAUUUCGAAAUGUAUAUUAGCUUAUCCUGCUUUAUAUAAUAAUAUGGAUAAAUAAUCAGAAUUAGAGACUAAAUAUUUGA
This is a messenger RNA of Tetrahymena thermophila SB210, 939 nucleotides long. Its product is annotated as transmembrane protein, putative. The record is from RefSeq and is a predicted model, not a curated record. The transcript has a single exon. Lineage: Eukaryota; Ciliophora; Oligohymenophorea; Hymenostomatida; Tetrahymenidae.